AGGCCGGUCCUGGGAAGAGACUGGGUGCAUCGGCUCUGAUGCCAAGAAAAGGCUCAAAAUGAAGAUAAAUGAGGCCCUUCCAGGAGCCUUGGAGCCAGCCCAGCAGCCCAUUCAUCUUCAUGGCCUCAGACGUGCCUGGGAAGCAUUUUCCUGGGUGCAAGGGAGGGCUGAUCAAUUUUGUAUUUCUUUUCAACAUCGUCAGGAUCCUCAUGACAAAACUGCGAGCAUCUACCACAUCAGACACGAUCCAGUACAGGAAGGCGGUCAAGGCCACCCUCGUUCUCCUGCCCCUCCUGGGCAUCACCUACAUGCUCUUCUUCGUCAACCCCGGGGAGGACGACCUGUCGCAGAUCGUGUUCAUCUAUUUCAACUCCUUCCUGCAAUCCUUCCAGGGUUUCUUUGUGUCUGUCUUCUACUGCUUCUUCAAUGGAGAGGUGCGCUCGGCCGUGAGGAAGAGGUGGCACCGUUGGCAGGACCAUCACUCCCUCCGAGUGCCCGUGGCCCGGGCCAUGUCCAUCCCCACGUCGCCCACACGGAUCAGCUUCCACAGCAUCAAGCAGACGGCCGCCCUGUGACCCCUCCGUCACCCCACUCGCUCAUCACUCCACCAUCAGGACAGCUUUCCUAUCCUCCUGGGGUGCCUUUCUCCGGGCUCACUUUGCCACCUCGCCGCUCGGGCGCUGGUGGGGGCGGGAGGGAGGGCAGACGUCAGCUGGCCCGCCCUGCCGGCUGGAGAGAGGCGUGUGGCAGCAGGCUGUGCGAGAGGCUCUCAGGAGCCAGGCCCGCUAGGCCCAAAGUCUCAGUGCAGAGGGAUGGCACAGGGGCCACACACACCCCCCGACCCCUGAAAAGAGUGGGUCACAUGUCUUCAGGCAUUUGCCCACACCAGCCUCUCUCCCUGCAUCCUCACUGUAGCCCCAUUCACAGGCGGGGAAACUGAGGCCCAGCGCCAGGAAGGGCCUGCCCGAGUCACACAGCUCGUCCGUGGCAAGCGGGGGCUCCCCUCUGUGAGGGCCUUCCCACCAACAGCAGGGUGACAUUAGGCCUUGCUCCCUGCUCCCGGCCUUUUGCCUCCUUGCUCAGGGCUGCCCUCUGCAGUGGAGGGGGGGGCGGUCACAGCAACUGGAAGCAAAGAAUUAGUUUUGCUUUCUCCCAGGGGCUCUCACCUACACCCCAGCCCAGAGCAGGCCAUCUCUCUGCCCCUCCCCAGCCAUCUCUGGGGUCCUAGGAAGGAUGCUACUUCCUGUCCCGGGACAUCUCUUCUCGGCCUAGUCCACAGACUCAGAGCCUUGGGGAGGGACACGUGGGGAAGGAAGACAUAGCUAGGGCAACCAGAUGCAUAGUGCAGAUGAAACGAGGAGGAGAAGCAUGGUGGCCGGGGGCAAGGAGUAAGAAACCAAUUAGGUCUUUGGUGACUAGAAGAAUCUCCCAGCUCCCACCACAGACCGGGCUUCAUUUCAGCCUCCCCUUCAGAAAUAUCUCGGCUCUCUGUGAAAUAAACCAUGCCUCUGUGGAAACAGCUUCCCCGCAGGUCAAGUCAACCAGACAUACGAAGGGGUGCCGUGGCCAAGGAUGGGGGGGCUGGAUCCUCUCUCGUUUGCAGAGCGCAUGGCCCUGGUCCAGGGCUGGUUCUCCUCUCUGACCUGUGUGUCUGCAGGCCUGUCCCUUACUCCCCCAAGACAGUCUCUACCCCUCCUCUCCUACCGAGGGCAGUUUAAUUCACCACAGAGGAGAGGCAGCUCGCCCAGCACGCCACAGCCCAACCCAAAAUGUUCUAAAAUCCAGAAGCAAGUGUAGACAAGACCCCACAGUAUUUGUGAACAACACCAUGAGGAAGUUUCCAGGAGAGGGUGGGAGUGGAGGAAAGGAGGCUAGAGCCAUCAGGUCAGGGUUCAAAAGGGCUUUUGCUCUAGGAAUACCCGCAACGUAUUUUUUUUAUUAUUAUUAUGUAUCCCAUCUUGCAUAUUUUUCAGUUGCCAUCUAAUAUUUUUUUCACAUUUUUUAAAUUGGUGAGAAAGGUGAUUUCUAGCUUUUAGCAAAUAUUUACACUUUUAAAAUAAAACUGCCACAACACUUUAAAGUAUAUCAUUCAGAAUCCAAACACAGCUGUGAUUUAAUAACCAGCCUCUUUUGUUUGAAAAAAACAAGCUAACCAGCUCUUCCUCAAGAGCUGGAAAUUUUACGUUGUUCCUUUUCUCUUUGAACUUGUGUCUUCAUCCCAUUUCCCCCACAGAAUUUUAUACUAAUGCAGUAUUUUUAUGGUUGAAAGUCUUUCCUUGCUCACCUUAUCAUACUUCUCUGCCACAAAAUAUAUUUAGAAAUUGAAAUAGAAUUAUUUAAUUUUCUGUGA
Molecule: messenger RNA, 2350 nt
Organism: Leptonychotes weddellii (Weddell seal)
Lineage: Eukaryota; Metazoa; Chordata; Mammalia; Carnivora; Phocidae
Source: RefSeq, a predicted model, not a curated record